GUGUAUGUAUAUGUAUAUAAUAAUAUACACUAUGUACACGGUAGGAUAAUAAUAAUAUUAAUAAUCACAAUAAUAAUAUUAAUAUCAUCUCGUUUGUAUAUGCCGCCGUCAUCGUACGCGCAACAAACAAAUAGCCGAUUUAUUGUAAUUUUGUCGUCGUGAUAUUAGACUUUUUUUUUUUUAUAAUUUUCUUUGCUGUUCGUGAACAACGACCGCGACCGACCGACCGAGAGCCGUUGUGUGUGCAUCGCUAUCGGCGCCGUCGUCGAAUUUUUCCACUCGUCGCGAUGCCGCGGAUCCAGUAGAACGGCGCAUCGGACGCGCAGAUCCACCGCAGUAUAACAGUAUCCGGCGUACCGAGUUUCGCGUUUUGGACCGAUCGUCGUCACUCCCUGGCGCGGUGCACCCAUACCCAUAUCAUUAUCAGUAUCACCGUCGUCAUCGUCAUCGUCAUCAUCAUCACCACCUCUGCCGACCGUCCGUGAAAACGUGUGAAAGACCAAAGGCCGCGGCGCGCACCAACCGCCGCCACUACACGUCGUCAUGUCCGUCAGCCAACAAUUUUGCCUGCGAUGGAACAACCACCAAAGGACACUGAUUUCAGUGUUCGACAGCCUCUUGGAGAGCGGAACGCUCGUGGAUUGCACGCUGGCUGCUGAGGGACGGUAUCUAAAAGCUCACAAAGUCGUGUUGUCCGCCUGCAGCCCGUACUUGGGGGUUUUGUUAAGUCAACAUCAAGAGAAACAUCCAAUCUUAAUUUUGAAAGAUAUCAAAUUUCAAGAGUUAAAAUCAAUGUUAGAUUAUAUGUAUCGGGGUGAAGUUAAUAUCUCUCAAGAAGAACUUGGUACUUUUUUGAAAGCUGCUGAAUCUCUUCAAAUCAAAGGUUUAACAGAAAGUGCUGGUAUUGGAGUUCGAGAUAAUUCAGAUUUUGAAGACCCGGUAUCUAAACGUUUUGAUCAUAGAAAACAACCACCUUCCUUAUCGUCAGUUAGUUCUAACUCACCUACCAUUUGGAGCCAAAAUGAAACUGUACGUACAUAUUCAAGACCAAGAGAGGGUAGUUUAUCUCCAACUAGCAAGAAGCGGAAAUUACAACGAACAAAUGGAUCAGAUGAUCAUCAUCAGGAUAAUGGUGAUGAUAGUUUGACUGAAUCUGAACCUCAGGGGGUAGAAAAAUCACCAACUAAUAAUAAUAACAUCCCAUCUUCAGUCAGUAAAGUAAUCAAAGCAGAACCUUACCGUAAAUCAUGUUCACCAGACAAAGAAGUAUCAAAGACCACUGAAAAUCAGAUAAUCAAACCAAAAGUAGAAUCAAUUUCUGGUGACCGACAAGAAUGUUUGACAGAAAUGUCAUAUGAUGAUAGUGUUGAAGAUAUGGCUUUAGAAGAGGAAGAAGAAGAAUUUGAUGAAAAUGAAUUAUCACAGCCCGGAACUUCACAAGGGGAUACCAAUCACACUGUGCCUCAAACAAAUUCUUGGCAAUUAGACACAACUAAUCAAGAUAGCACCAGUACUGUUAAUACACCAAUGGACUGUAAAGAAAUAAUAAAAAGAUGGCAGGAUGGAGGUGAAAACUGGGAUGGAUAUCCUCCUACUCAACGUUCUCUUGUGCCGCUUUUCAAUUCAUUUGGCCCAAAUGGCCCAAUGUCUGCCAUAAAUUUCAAAUUCACUAACUACUACAACAACUGUAAGUUUGAUCCAACUUCACCUAAUGACACGCUACAAAUCAGUAAUGCAAAUUCACCAAGUACGAGCGGUGGAGUAGAAUGCCCACGUUGUGGAAGGCAUUACAAACUAAAAAGUUCAUUACGCAAUCAUCAAAAAUGGGAAUGUGGAAAAGAUCCACAAUUCCAAUGUCCGUUUUGCAAUUAUCGAGCUAAACAAAAGAUGCAUGUUGCUCGUCAUAUUGAACGUAUGCAUAGAGAAAAAUGCUCAGAAGAAUUUCAAAAUAUAACAGGACAAACUACAACAGCUGCAACAACGGCAACAGCUGUAGGAGAUAUUAAUUCAUAAGUACAAACUUUAUAAUCAAACUAAAGUGCCGUAAUGUUCACAUAUUGACUGGUCAUAUUGUUCAAGUCCAUGUAAAUGAAAAUGGUUUUUAUGUAUGCAAAUAUCAAAAUAUAUGUUUUUUAAUAUUUUUUUUUAGGUUUUAGUAUUAAUUGUUAAACGUGCCAAUGAAGUAUACAAUUGUUUACAUUGUGUACACAAAUUAUUUAUUGUAUCGUAGUAAAUUAAGUUAAGAGUUAGACGUAUAACAUCUGGCGAUUUUAAUUAGUCCAAUUGACUUCAAUAAGUAAUAAUUACUAUUUACAUUUCACUUUUGAUUUACACUAAAUAUCUCAUUCCCAAAUAAUCUUUUUACUACUACAUGAUUUUGUGUAUAGUACAUACAAAAAUUAUAUAUAU
Melanaphis sacchari is the source of this 2409-nucleotide messenger RNA. Its product is annotated as longitudinals lacking protein, isoforms A/B/D/L-like. Gene Ontology annotation, molecular function: protein binding. NCBI's taxonomy places the organism in Eukaryota, Metazoa, Arthropoda, Insecta, Hemiptera, Aphididae. Gene Ontology annotation, biological process: regulation of transcription by RNA polymerase II. The transcript is spliced from 4 exons. Gene Ontology annotation, cellular component: nucleus. The record is from RefSeq and is a predicted model, not a curated record. The coding region runs from base 544 to 2013 and encodes 489 amino acids.